Molecule: messenger RNA, 825 nt
Organism: Synchytrium microbalum
Lineage: Eukaryota; Fungi; Chytridiomycota; Chytridiomycetes; Synchytriales; Synchytriaceae
Exons: 5
Coding region: 1-825 (274 amino acids)
Biological process (GO): Golgi organization
Cellular component (GO): endoplasmic reticulum-Golgi intermediate compartment; endoplasmic reticulum; membrane
Source: RefSeq, a predicted model, not a curated record
AUGGAGGACCUCAAGCAAUACAGUGCCAAGAUCGAAAGCAUUCUAGAGUCCAUCUCUCAGCCAAUCAAACCUUACCUACCUUGGAUUGCAAGAUUCUUGCUCGUCGUGACAUUCUUGGAGGACUCGCUGAGAAUAACAUCACAAUGGGGAGAACAGACAACGUACUUGGAGAAAUAUAGAGGCUUCCAUUGGACACUCUCCAGACUCUUUCUCUCUCUCAACGUCCUCACAAUGCUAGUCUGCUCAUCACUAGCAAUGAUCAAAAAAUACACUGAAUUAGCUUGUGGUGGCCUUCUUCUAGUCAUCGUCUCGCAAGCCAUAGGCUACGGUCUGAUCUUUGACACAAACUUCUUUCUCCGAAACCUAUCGGUCGUCGGUGGCCUACUCAUGCUACUCGCAGACGCACUAUCAGCUUCAAAACGCAAAAAUAUCUUUGCUGGUAUCCCUAUAUCUGUCAAUGAACUCGACAAGUCCAGCUACUUCCAGUUAGCUGGACGUAUCUUGCUUGUCUUCUUGUUUAUGAGCUUCUUGCUUGCUGGUUCCUUUAGUGUCAUGAGGGUGGUUGCUUCUUUGGUGGGUGCUGUUGGGUGUGUCAUGAUUGUGGUGGGGUUCAAGACCAAAUGGGUGUCGUGGUUUCUCGUUGCCUUCUUGAGUAUAUCUAAUGUCUUGCUGAAUAACUGGUGGUCACUGCAUCAUGGACACCCACAAAAGGACUUUUUAAAGUACGACUUCUUCCAAACACUGUCUAUAAUGGGAGGUUUCUUGCUCUUGUUGAAUCUUGGACCAGGUGGUCUAUCCAUGGAUGAAAAGAAGAAGAGCUUUUAG